GAAGUGUGCCCGCUAAAUGACAUUUUUAAAUUAGUUAUUUACAAAAAGUGAUUUUGUUUGAGAAGUGACAAAUAUUCGAAAGACGUCUGGCGUGUACGGAGUUGUUGGUAGGAGUUAAUAUUGCGGAGUUGAAAUUUUCGAAUAGUUGUUAGACACGGAAAACAUGGCUUCGAACGAUAUCUCACAUGAAAUAUUGGCGAUAAUUCAGAGCGUCCCAGCAGGUGCGACAAAUGAUGAUUUAGUCAAGGGUCUAUCAGAUGUCCCCGCACAAGCGCGGCUAGAGGGUUUAAAUAAGUUGUUGCAACAGGGCACAAUUGAAUUGCUAAAGAAGGGCGACAAACUCAUAUAUCGCGCCAAGGAUCCAAAGAAGAGUGCACUGCCUAAAGAUGCUGAUAACGAGGAGAAAAUCAUAUAUGGCAUUAUUGAGGAAGGUGGCAAUAAAGGCAUCUGGAUACGCGAUAUACGCAUGCAGUCCAAUCUGAAUAUGACACAAUUGAAUAAAAUUUUGAAAAAUCUCGAGACCAAGAAGCUGAUCAAAGCGGUGAAAUCAGUUAACGCUAGUAAAAAGAAAGUUUAUAUGCUGUACAAUUUAGAGCCGGACCGUUCAGUAACUGGAGGUGCCUGGUAUCAAGAUCAAGACUUUGAGGCCGAAUUCGUGGAUGUGCUCAAUCAGCAAUGCUUAAGGUUCUUACAGAUAACACGCGAGAAUGCCGAAAAGAAGCGUGAUGGUCCAUUGGCAGUGAAGCGUCUAUCCUGUUGUACGGUCAAGGAGGUGCAUAAAUUCAUAUCUGACUUGGGUAUCAGUAAGGUGCACUUGGACGAAGAUGAUCUGGAAACAAUAUUAAAGACCGUCGUGUAUGAUGGCAACGCAGAACGUGUUAUGAUGUCCGAUGGCUCUUUCGUUUAUCGUGCGAUUAACGCGCCAUUGGCUGCGCCUGGUCUUGUACAAAUGCCUUGUGGCAUAUGUCCCGUUAUAAAAAAUUGCUCGAAAUGCGGUGAUGUCACACCAAAUAAAUGUGUAUAUAUGACAGAAUGGUUGGAUUGAAGUAAUGUGAUAAAUUUCACCAAGAAAUAAAAUGAACAUGAAAAUUUA
Messenger RNA from Anastrepha obliqua, 1093 nucleotides. It is a transcript of the gene Polr3F, whose product is annotated as probable DNA-directed RNA polymerase III subunit RPC6. Gene Ontology annotation, biological process: transcription by RNA polymerase III. Bases 164 to 1045 code for a protein of 293 amino acids. The record is from RefSeq and is a predicted model, not a curated record. The transcript is spliced from 4 exons. Gene Ontology annotation, cellular component: RNA polymerase III complex. NCBI's taxonomy places the organism in Eukaryota, Metazoa, Arthropoda, Insecta, Diptera, Tephritidae.